Messenger RNA from Chilo suppressalis (striped riceborer), 1851 nucleotides. NCBI's taxonomy places the organism in Eukaryota, Metazoa, Arthropoda, Insecta, Lepidoptera, Crambidae. The record is from the annotation of a GenBank genome assembly.
GCAUAUUUUUCCUUGAGGAAGGGUACCAAGUUAAAGGUUAUUUUUAUAUAGUAACUAGUACUAAAACUGUGGGUUAUUUUUAUUUUACUUAACAGUGUUCGAAUGAAACUUUUGCAACUGUUUUAUUGUGAUAGCCAGAAUAAGCUUGUAAUAAAAUUAUAAUGUCAGACACUAUUGUUGAAAUAGAACAAGGGAAGUUAAAGGGAAAAUUAUGUGAAACCCCAGAUAAAUAUAAGUUUUUUACCUUUAAAAGUAUUCCAUAUGCUAAACCCCCGCUUGGAGAUUUAAGAUUUUCCGCACCUGUUCCACCUGAAUCAUGGGAAGGAAUCAGAGAUGCAACGAUAGAUUGCAAUGUAUGUAUUCAAUUUGAUAGAGGAGCUGGAGGGGUAUUCGGCGAUGAAGAUUGCCUAUAUUUAAACGUGUUCACUCCUAAAUUACCAUCUGCUGGUAGCAAUCUUCUUCCUGUUAUGGUAUUUAUACACGGAGGAGGUUUUCUAUUUGGAAAUGGAACGGACGAAAAGACGUACGGCCCAGAUUAUUUAGUGCAAACAGAUAUUGUCGUAGUGUCUUUUAACUAUCGUCUUGGAAUCCUUGGCUUCUUAUCUCUGAAUUGCAAGGAUGCAACAGGCAAUAUGGGCAUGCGAGACCAAGUGGAGGCACUUAAAUGGGUACAAAAAAAUAUUGAGAAAUUCGGUGGAGAUCCAAAAAAUGUGACCAUAUUUGGUUUUAGUGCAGGCGCUGCCUCCGUUGAAUAUUUGAUCCUAUCCCGUAUGGCAAAUGGACUGUUUCACAAAGCUAUUGCACAAUCCGGUUCAACCUUACUACCGUGGGCUCUUAAUAACGACAUAAAACAGCUAGCAUAUAAAAUUCCUGCAAACAUCUCUAAGACAAUAAAAAACGACGAAGAACUCCUUAAAUAUCUUAAAGACAUGCCGAUAAAAGAACUAAUAUUACUAUCAAUAAAAGUUGUAUAUUCAGAACAAGCUCGGGGAGGUAUUUAUUUUGGCUUUGUGCCAACAAUCGAAGAAAAGUCUGAAUGGGAGACUUUUUUGGACGAAAAACCAUAUGAUUUGCUAGCGAAAGGAAAAUUUAACAAAGUGCCACUUAUAGCAGGAUUUUGCUCUCGAGAAGGACUUAUUAUGGCUCCCAUAGGUCCACAGAAAUUAGAAAAACUGGUAAAGGAAAAAAACUUCUCUGAUUACAUUCCAUUUGCGAUUCCGGAAGAGGACAAAACAAACGUGGAUGUAAAACUUAAUAACAUUUAUUCUGAAAUCAAACCCGAAUAUGGCGAAACAGACACCUUAGCUAUAGACUUCUUCACAGAUGUUGAUUUCUUUGGAGGUGCAUAUGUAGCCACGUCGUUGAUUGCUAAACAUAGUUCUCCCGUUUAUUUUUACGAAUUUUCUUACGACGGAGGCUUGAACUACUUGAAGAAAAAGUACGAUAUAAAUAGGAAAGGGGCCUGCCACGGGGACGAUGGUGGAUAUGUCAUUAGAUGUGAAGCAAUUCUCGGAAAAAAUGCCUCAAAAUCUGAUGAAUUGGUUCGAAGUAGGAUAGUUGAAAUGUGGACAAACUUUGCCAAACACGGGGAUCCCACACCAAAGACCGAUGAUUUAAUUACCACGAAAUGGGAGCCAGCAUCAGAAAAAGGAUUACUUUAUAUGAAUAUAAGUGAAAAUCUGUCUAUGAAAACUGAAUCUGAUUUGUACCCUUCAAGGGCUAAAUUGUUUGCGGAGCUUUAUGCCAAAUACAAUAAAAUUUGAUUAUGAUUUCUUAUAAACAAAGCACAAUGCCUUACUUACGUAUUUGCAUGGUCUUUUCCACGAAGAGGUACAAAUUUGUUAAAGCCAC